Molecule: messenger RNA, 642 nt
Organism: Lactuca saligna
Lineage: Eukaryota; Viridiplantae; Streptophyta; Magnoliopsida; Asterales; Asteraceae
Source: the annotation of a GenBank genome assembly
AUGGAGUCUGCGAAGUUAGAGAUCGUCAUCCACUGCGCAAAGGGUCUCAAAAAUGUCAAACACCUUAGCAGCAUGAAUCCCUACGCAGCUGUUUGGAUCGCUGGAGAUGGCGAGUUAUCCAAACCUCAGGAAACACAUGUUGCAGAAAAAGGCCAUUGUAAUCCUACAUGGGAAUGUUCCAUGCAUUUCAAUAUUAUCUCCAUCAACACAAAGUCUACCCUCUGCUUUAAGAUUAUACACCGCGGGCUGUUGACGAAACGGAAAAUAGGAGAAGUUCAAGUGCCGUUUACAGUACUUCUUGCUGGAGAUGCUCGUGAGUGUUGUAAAGGCAUAUACCAGGUGACCAUACCAUCUGGUAAGAAACAGGGGGAAAUUAUAGUAUCACAUAAAUUCUCAGAAUUGGCUGUUAGUUCAAGUAAAGAUGAUGGCAGUGGCCCAAGCAGGGUUACUCGCGGUCUGAGAAGGAAGAAACCUGGAACAUUUAAAAUGGUUACAACAAAAGUAUUGGAAAAAGCAGGUUAUAGUGCGGUUGAAGGUAUCACUUCGGGUGUGGCUACGACUGGCACAACGUUUUUGAUGCAGCAAUCCCUUAAGGAUGAAGAUGAAGAUGAAGAUAAAGAUGAAGAUGAAAGACGAAGAUGA